Molecule: messenger RNA, 1490 nt
Organism: Seminavis robusta
Lineage: Eukaryota; Bacillariophyta; Bacillariophyceae; Naviculales; Naviculaceae
Source: the annotation of a GenBank genome assembly
GACUCAGCGGUAUCUUUCAAAUGACUGUAAAAUCUUUCCUGUUCCAUUUUCUUCGGCUACCGCAAGGUGUUUUGCCAUGUUUCAUCCAUCCUUCGUUUCAGUUGUAUUCGUGAUCAUUCUCAAUUCAAUUCCAUCAAAGCCUCCAUCACAAUUCAAUUCAAACCUGCCAAAACACAUUCAAAUACCACCAAAAUACCAUUGCAACCAUGGCACCUCUAGUACCGGUAGUAGCAACAACAGCACCCCAUCGACUUCAAGUCUGCCGCGUGGCUCCUCGUCCGCUCCAAAAGGACCAUCCAUGGCAGCCAUCCUUGGCAACUCCCACGACUCGCGAGCAACUGGAAACAAUGCGUCAACUGGAAUCCUCCACGUAUCUGGCCGAGCAUUAUUUUUGUUACGAGCAGUCAUGCAUGACGGUAUCGCGUUGUUAUACCGUGGAAUAUCUCUACCAAGUGGUUGACUAUGGUGGUUUCCAACGAGAUGUGGUGACCUAUGCCAUGACGCACUUGUUGGAUCGUUAUCUGAGUACUCGUUCCGACAUUUCCUCGCUGUUAACGGAACAAAAUCCCUAUCAACUCAUCUCCUUGACAUGUCUGUACAUGGCCGUCAAAUUGCUGGAACCCAACAAUAUCGGUAUCGAGUCUCUCGUGGCGUUGACCAAUCAUGUCUACUCGGUACAAGAUUUCCAAGACAUGGAAUCCAACAUUCUAGACGCCCUCGACUGGCGCGUGGCCCACGGUCCCACGCCCUUGGCGUUUGUCCAGCACUUGCUGCAACUCUUGCCCGACCACCAAAAGUUGGCGUCGGCACUGUAUCCACACGUCCAAUACCAAUUGGAAUUGGCCGUGUCCGACUACAAGCUCUCGUGCUUUCACAGCGACAAUCAUCGACCCAGUCAGCUCGCCGUGGCGGCCAUUUGGAAUGCAUUGGAGGCCAUUGAUGUCAGUGUCUUUUCCACACACGAAAAGCAACGAUAUCAAACCCAAGUGGAACGGGCAUUGGGGAGACGAAUGGACCCGGAACUAUUGACUCAAUUGCAAUCUACUUUGCGGGAACUCAUGUUGGCGGCUUAUGCGUGGUGUACAUCCUCCUCUCCUACCUCCUCACCAUCAUCAUCAUCUACAUGCAAUGUGGAGAGCACCCACAAGACCACUACAACACCAGAUAGUCCAUCCAACCAGAACAACAACAAGAAUAUUACCAACCAGGCGACGGAUAGUGGGAACAACCAGGGAGAAACCGAUACGAAAGCGGAACAACGGGAUGAUACUGCUCCUUGUACGCCUCCUCGCGAAAUCAAAACCAAGGUCAAUCGAUCUAGCAUUACCAGUGCGAUUAGUGUCCACAAGGAGCAGCAGCAAGAAGAAGAAGAGCAGAAUGAACUUGAGAAGAAAUCGGGGCAAAAGACAGAACAUGCGUCAUCACCCAGUCAUGACAGCAUCAACGAUGUUUCCGAAGUCGAGUGGUUCCUCUACGCCUCAGGAUCUUAG